UUUUCCGGUUCAGGUUAUUCUUUUUUCCGGAAUGCGAAAAAAAGAAUAUCAUUGUUUGCUCUCUCAAUCUCAACAACAACACUUCUCUCACUCAAUCGCUUUCUCUUUGAGACGUUUGUUUAGUUUCAACAAACAAAUCAAAACACACAAAGUUUGUGUCUUCCCUUAAGAUUCACUCAAAUCUCGCAACACACACAUUCAACAAAUCCUGAUUCAUAACAUCUCACCAAAUCUCUCAAAAGAUCUCCAAAUCUAAAAUGUUCUUCUUCUUCUUCUUCAUCUGAAUCCAAAACAACAAUGGUGAGACGUUUCCUCUCUUCUCACAAAUCUCUCAUCACUGUUUUCUGGAUCGCCACUUUCGCUUCCUUAUUCAUCUGGCAAUUCGGCGGCGUUUCCACAAAUCUCUACUCCGGUUUCUCCCUUUUCUGGUCGUCGUCUUCAACAACCACCACCGUCUUCUCCGGUGGAUUCCCCAAGCUCAGACCUGUAGUUUUCAAUCUAACAGACUUCGGUGCUGUCGGCGAUGGUGUCACAAUCAACACUGAAGCUUUCGAGAAAGCUAUUUAUAAGAUCUCUAAGCUUGCUAAGAAAGGAGGUGGUCAACUUAAUGUUCCUCCUGGUCGUUGGCUCACUGCUCCGUUUAAUCUCACUAGUUAUAUGACUCUUUUCCUCUCUGAGAACGCUGAGAUUCUUGCUCUUCAGGAUGAAAAGUAUUGGUCUUUGCUUCCUCCUUUACCUUCAUAUGGAUAUGGAAGAGAGCAUCAUGGACCUCGUUAUGGAAGUUUCAUUCAUGGACAGAAUCUUAGAGAUGUUGUUGUUACAGGGAAUAAUGGUAGCAUCAACGGGCAGGGACAAACGUGGUGGAAGAAGUAUCGCCAAAAGCUGCUUAACCACACGAGAGGACCACUGGUGCAGAUAAUGUGGUCAAGUGACAUUGUUUUUGCCAAUAUCACUUUGCGUGAUUCUCCAUUUUGGACGCUUCACCCAUAUGACUGCAAAAAUGUCACAAUCACCAAUAUGACCAUUUUGGCGCCUGUGUUCGAAGCCCCAAACACUGAUGGUAUCGAUCCGGAUUCGUGUGAGGACAUGUUAAUCGAGAACUCUUACAUCAGCGUUGGGGAUGAUGGAAUCGCAAUAAAGAGCGGUUGGGACCAGUAUGGAACUACAUAUGGAAAACCUUCAAAGAACAUACUCAUCCGCAACCUCAUCAUCCGCUCCAUGGUUAGCGCUGGUAUAUCAAUAGGAAGUGAGAUGUCUGGUGGUGUCUCGAAUAUCACAGUCGAGAAUAUUCUGAUUUGGAGCUCCCGGCGUGGAGUUAGGAUUAAAACCGCACCAGGACGAGGUGGGUAUGUCCGGGAUAUAACAUUCCGGAAUGUCACAUUGGAUGAGUUGAGAGUUGGUAUUGUCAUUAAAACAGACUACAACGAGCACCCAGAUGGUGGAUUCAAUCCCCAAGCCUUUCCGAUACUCGAGAACAUAAACUACACUGGGAUAUACGGUCAGGGAGUGCGUGUACCAGUGCGUAUCCAAGGAAGCAAAGAGAUUCCUGUUAAAAAUGUAACCUUCAGGGACAUGUCAGUGGGGAUAACAUACAAGAAAAAGCACAUAUUCCAGUGUGCGUACGUGGAGGGGCGUGUGAUAGGCACCAUCUUCCCAGCUCCGUGUGAUAACCUUGAUCGGUAUGAUGAGCAGGAACGGUUGGUGAAGCAAUCUGAUUCCCAGAAUGCAACAGAUAUAGACUACGAGAUCUGACCAACAAGAGACUGGGUUUGGCCUCUGCAACAAAUUUGUUUCGUUGGAUUUUGUACAUAUACAGAGGAAUCUGGAAAGCAAAGGAAAUUAUCGGUCAGUCAGAUUAAAUUGUAUUUGCACUCUUAAAGAGGAAUUUUUCCAUUGAUCAGUUUAUGUUAUUGGGUUCUUCUCUAUCUACCUUUGUUAUACACACAUAAAUGGGAAUGGUGAGAUUCGAAAAUUACUGCUUUUGCGGCAAGCUGAGAUAUUGUAUCAUAAGUUCAAUUUCGUAAAUAAAAUGCAGUCUUCUACGGACACAUGAUUCUGCAAUGACCUGACCAGUCUAGUAGAGAAACAGAAAGUAACCAAGUUGAUCAGAUGAUGAUUUGGUGUUGGAAAUACAGAAAAAAUGGAAGAUAUGUGAGAUUUGUUGUUCUCAGAGUUAGAUGAGUUUUAAGAGGGUGUGGAUCAUGCAGCUUAAAGCAUCACCGGUGACUGUAACGGCUAGCAGCUCGACUCUCGGGACUUUUAAAGUGGGGACACUUGGACAAAGUCACACCUCCAUGGACUGAUUGUCAAAGCAUCUGUAGUGGUUGCUCCUAUGGUACUUCAAUUUGGUCAUUCUUUGUUAACCUUUAGUAGUUUGGUGGUUUUUGGUUAUGUCGUAUGGUCACCUACAGGGUUAUUGCAUUUGGAACUUUUAACUUCGAAACUACAUGUAUCCUAUAUCCAAAUGCUUUAUCACUUUGUACUGAAAUGCGUUCAUGUGAGGUUAUUUUUACUCAUUUCCGCUCUUUUGCACCUAAGAUGUGUUGAAAGUGGAAAUGAGCUAAAUCUUUGUUCAGAUUAUUCAACCGAAUUAAGAAAGAUUGAC
Molecule: messenger RNA, 2605 nt
Organism: Arabidopsis thaliana (thale cress)
Lineage: Eukaryota; Viridiplantae; Streptophyta; Magnoliopsida; Brassicales; Brassicaceae
Product: Pectin lyase-like superfamily protein
Exons: 5
Coding region: 298-1752 (484 amino acids)
Biological process (GO): carbohydrate metabolic process
Molecular function (GO): polygalacturonase activity
Source: RefSeq, marked reviewed